Epithele typhae is the source of this 4191-nucleotide messenger RNA. Its product is annotated as AAA-domain-containing protein. The transcript has 8 exons. The record is from RefSeq and is a predicted model, not a curated record. Lineage: Eukaryota; Fungi; Basidiomycota; Agaricomycetes; Polyporales; Epitheliaceae. Gene Ontology annotation, cellular component: nucleus. Bases 1 to 4191 code for a protein of 1396 amino acids. Gene Ontology annotation, biological process: positive regulation of transcription by RNA polymerase II. Gene Ontology annotation, molecular function: histone binding; chromatin binding; ATP hydrolysis activity.
AUGCCUCCCACCACCCGGGGUGCCUCACGUCACCAGCCCAGUAGCCCUACAGCUUCAGGCUCCGAAUACCAUGAGAGCAACGCGUCCGCUCCCGCAGAAGACGAACCGAAAGUGCCAGAAGAGGAGGAGGAGGAACCCGUGGAGUUCGGAGUGUCGCAACGGGGUCGGCGAGUCCAGCGCAAAUCCUACAAAGAAUCUGCGAGCGAGGACGACCCUAUCGACAUCAUCCCCAAGAAGGGCAAGCGUCAGCUCGUGCCAGAUGACGAAGACGAGGACGAAGAGGAAGAAGCAUCGUCUCGGUACGCCCUACGGACACGCAGCAACAGGAGACGCCCCGACAUCUUGCCUGAUUUCAUCGCGAGCGACGACGAAGACGGAGAACCUCGAGCCGGGAGAUAUCCAACACGAAACAGGAACAAGAGCGCGGCCAACGGGCAGACAAACGGAGGUCGAAUCACACGACGUUCCAACGGCCGGUCGCAACCGAAAGCCUCUUCGUCUCGCGCGACGCGUUCCUCUAGACGGACGCGUUCUUCCGCCAACAACGAAGAGGACGAGGAUGGAUAUGUAGACGAACCUUCCUCUGGGUCGGCAGAUGGCGAAGGUUCUCUGGACGAAGCCCCUGUUACCUCCCCCGAGCCAGCCAUGGACGUGGACGUGGACGCCGACGCGGAUGGAGAAGGGGACGGAGACGGAGACGGAGAGCCCGAAACGGACGGUAAACCCUAUUCCUUGCGCCAGCGAGCAAAGAUCAACUAUGCCAUUCCGCCACCCAUCGAGGAGAUGCGAGCACCACCAAAGCCUCGCACCGGCGGAAUGAAGUCCCAUUCCCGUUCAAAUCGGCCUAAAGCUCCUGGCUGGAGUGCUACGGGAGCGGAACUCAGUCGGUGGAUGGGUGCGCCUGCGGAUGAUUCGGACUCGGACAAUCCCACUCGAACACCUCGCAAACAAGGGGGAGGACUUGGCGGUACUGCUGGAAACAUGUUUGCAGGAGGUGUCGGUACGGGUGGAUUCUUGCCUGGCGACCUUGCAGCUGCGGCCGGUACGCCUUCAAAUCUUGGUAAAGUCAACGACGCUGCUUUGGCGGACGCCGAUCCUCUUGGUGUCAAUCAAAAUGUUACAUUCGACGAGGUCGGAGGCUUGGAUGACCAUAUCAACUCUCUGAAGGAGAUGACACUACUGCCGCUCUUGUAUCCUGAAGUCUUCCAACGUUUCAACCUCACACCACCCAGGGGAGUCUUGUUCCAUGGACCACCAGGGACUGGUAAGACGCUUCUGGCUCGUGCGCUCGCUGCCAGCUGUCGCUCGAAUGGCAAAGGCAUCUCCUUCUUCAUGCGCAAGGGUGCCGACUGUCUGUCGAAGUGGGUCGGAGAAGCUGAACGUCAACUUCGUCUACUCUUCGAGGAGGCCCGCAACCAGCAACCGAGUAUCAUCUUCUUCGACGAGAUCGAUGGUCUCGCUCCUGUCCGGUCGUCAAAGCAAGACCAGAUUCACGCUUCUAUCGUGUCGACACUCUUGGCGCUCAUGGACGGGAUGGACGGCCGCGGCCAAGUCGUCGUUAUCGGCGCGACCAACCGGCCCGACGCAGUCGACCCCGCGCUGCGACGUCCUGGUCGGUUCGACAGGGAGUUCUACUUCCCCCUACCCGGCCUCGAUGCGAGGGAGAAGAUUGUCCGUAUCAUGACGCAGAAGUGGGCGGGAUGGGACGGCGAGAAGGGCGUGGAGAAUGCGAAGGGUCUGGCGAAGUUGACGAAGGGAUAUGGUGGUGCUGACAUGCGGGCGUUGUGCACGGAAGCCGCCCUCAACGCCGUCCAACGUCGGUAUCCCCAAAUCUAUAAGUCGAACGAUCGCCUGCUGCUCAAGCCGGAAACUAUCGAGGUUGAGUUGAGGGAUUUCAUGAUCGCCAUCAAGAAACUUGUCCCUUCUUCUGCGCGCUCUGUGUCCUCUGCUGCAUCACCCCUUCCCACUCAACUCGAAGCCAUCCUCCGGGAGCCUCUUGAGAAGAUGAAGGAGGUCAUCAGCAAGGUACUUCCCACCAGCAAAAAGCGCACUGCCCUUGAGGAAGCCGAAUGGGAAGACGAGGGUUCCGAGGGCGCACUUGAGCGCGAGGUCAUGAUGCAGUCCAUGGAGACGCUCCGGAUAUACCGGCCAAGAGUGGUGCUCCACGGGCCCGUGGGCAUGGGCCACGGAUAUGUCGCUGCCGCUGCUCUCCACCACCUCGAAGGCUACCAUAUUCAAAGUCUGGAUCUCGGCUCUCUCCUCAGCGACGCAACACGAUCGCCAGAAGCCGCCAUCGUCCAGCUCUUCGUCGAAGCAAAACGCCACCAACCCUCGGUCGUCUACAUCCCCUCGCUCAUUGGGUGGUGUUCGGCGGUGACUGAAACCGCGCGGACGACAGUGCGUGCGAUGCUGGACACCCUGGCUCCUACGGACCCUGUGCUGCUGCUCGCCGUCGUCGACGGUGCUUUCACCGACCUUCCCCGCGACGUUCGCCAGUGGUUUGGGUCCACUCGGGAGAACCGUGUCGCCCUUGUGGCGCCCACGGCAUCUCAAAGAGAGGUAUUCUUCGAGGGUCUCAUGCAGGACGUACGUCGACCGCCAAAUCACUUCCCGGAUGGUAUACAGCGCAAAAAGCGGGUGCUUGAAGUUCUCCCCAUCGCUCCUCCUUUGGAACCUCGUCAGCCCUCGCAACAAGAACUAGCUGUACAAGAGGCAGCCGAUCAGCGCGUGGUCACGCUGCUGAAGUACCGCCUUGGUCCCAUCCUCAGCGAACUCAAGCGGAAGUUCAAGCGAUUCACCAAGCGAGCUGCGGAGGAGUACAACUACGACUUCAGCGCGCCGCCGCCGCCACAAAUCCAUGUGAUCUCCACCGCCGUCCAGGUGCACACAGGGCCCAACGGCGUCGCAGAGGUCGUCAAUGAAACACGGAUGGAAGACGUUGUCGAGAUCGUGCCGGAAGAGCCUCAGAUGCAGGUUCAAGAGCAACUCGUCCAGGACCCUCCCCUCUUCGAUAUGGAUCUCGAGCGCAUGAACGUGGAGCUGUACAAGGGGCGCUACCUUACCCCCGAAGACCUUCUGGACGACAUUCGGAAGAUCGUCCACAAUGCCGGCGUCCGUCAUAACGAGGACCCCGAGCGCCUCUUCCGCGCCCAAGCCAUGCUCACUGCUGCAGAGGUCAGCGUCCAGGACUUCGACCCCCAGUUCCGGAUGGAGUGCCAGAGGAUGGCGGCACGUGAGCGCAAGCGGCGAGAGGACUUCCGGAAGGAGAAGGAGAAGGGGCGCGCUGAACAGGAGGAGCAGCAAGCAGCGGCGAAUGGAACGUACGCGCCGGGCACGCGCCGGAGCGCACGGAACAACGGCAAGGAGCCCGAGAUGGGCAUCCAAGACGUCGGUAUGCUCGAGCGCAAGCUGAAGCGACAGCGGUCGAACGGUGCGGAGGCGACUCCGUCCGAAGACGAGAACGGGGAGCGAGUAUCGAAGAAGGUCCGCACGGACGGCGAGGGUUCGGUGGACGGCGAGCGGACCCAGCCCGCGGACGCGCCGCUCUCCCCCGCAGCAAACGGGGGGCGUUCGAGCGUGCGCUUCGCCGAUGAAGUGCAGCUCGCGCCUACCUCGUCCUCGCCGAAGCUCAACGGGAUCCCGGAGGACCAGGAGCAGCCGUCGUCGGAGCCAGAGCCUCGCACGGGCGGCUUCGAUCCCGCGCUGCUCAAUCCCGCGUCGCCCGUGACGGACCUCCAGCACGGCAUGCCCACCGACCCUCCAGACAACCCCUUCUCCGUGUACGCGCGACAGGCGACGGAACAGCCGGAGCAGCAGCCUAGUAGCGACCCCCAGCCGUCGGAGCCUCACCCCGCUCCCGAUAGCGACCAACUCAUGGACACGCAAGCCACCGAGCCCGUCGAGUCUCAGCCAGAGCAGCCGAUGGAGGUCGAGGUUGAGCGCGAGCCCACGCCUCUGCCCGACUUCUACCUCGACGAAGCGGCGCUCCAGGGCUUGAAGACCUACCUCCGGGAUGCGACGGCUUCGCUGAACGUGGAGCAGCUGGAACAGCUGCGUGCGACGUGUCUGGGGUUGGUGUGGCGGCACCGGCAGGACUGGGACCGGGAGGUGCUGUUGAGGGAGUUGAAGGCGGAAGCUCAGACGUUUGUCGAGGAGGUCGCGUUGGACGACAUGGACGCGUCGUCGCCGUGA